AUGUCAUCUUCAAAAACAGACCUGCUUGUCAAAUGGGGACGCGACCGCAUUUCGAUUCCACUCCCAGACGUCUCGAUUACACUCACGGCUCUUAAAAAGGAUCUCGCGGACAGAACGGGUCUCGCCAUCAAUCAGUUCAAACUCGUUCAUGGAGGUGCAGUGCUCAAAGGCGACAAUCCCGUCUCUGCCUAUGGACUCAAACCUGGCUCGACAUUGACCCUUAUCGGCUCUGCGACGCCAGCUCCGACAGCACGAGACACAUCCGUGACCAAACCCACACUUCCUCGAACCCAAGAAGGUGUCCUCGUCACGAUCAAAACCGAGCUAGACCACGUGCAUGAUAAAAUUCAUCCAGGUCUCGAAAAGUUUUUAAACACGCUUGCACCAGCAGAAGAGGCCCAGGAACCGCGAAUGGUCAACCCGAGUGAUGAAGACUUGCAACAGGAACAUGCGAGACUUGGAGAGUUGCUUUUGCAGAGUCUCUUGAGGCUCGACGCCAUUACACCAGAGAGCGAGUGGGAGGAUGCGAGGAAGGCGAGGAAAGCUGCGGUCAAAGAGGUUCAGUCCGACCUCGACAAGCUCGAUGCGAGCUGGAAGGCGUCUCGUGCAACUGUUCCUGCCGUGCAGACGAGUCCUGCACAUAGUACCAAGCCAAAAUCAAAGCGGAGACGGUAA
Molecule: messenger RNA, 675 nt
Organism: Serendipita indica DSM 11827
Lineage: Eukaryota; Fungi; Basidiomycota; Agaricomycetes; Sebacinales; Serendipitaceae
Source: the annotation of a GenBank genome assembly